Messenger RNA from Phlebotomus papatasi, 3570 nucleotides. RefSeq names its product adrenodoxin-like protein 2, mitochondrial (gene Fdx2). The record is from RefSeq and is a predicted model, not a curated record. The coding region runs from base 208 to 687 and encodes 159 amino acids. NCBI's taxonomy places the organism in Eukaryota, Metazoa, Arthropoda, Insecta, Diptera, Psychodidae. The transcript has 2 exons. Gene Ontology annotation, cellular component: mitochondrion. Gene Ontology annotation, biological process: P450-containing electron transport chain; positive regulation of oxidoreductase activity. Gene Ontology annotation, molecular function: 2 iron, 2 sulfur cluster binding.
GUUGGCGCCACUGGCUGUCACUGUCGUCUGCUCCACGAAGAGAGAGUUGGGGGAGAGUUUCCAGAGUCAUCAGGCGCGAUAUUUGCACGGGAUUGCCAUCAAAAUUCAGUAUAUCUUAUCAAGUAGUGCUAGACAGUUCACUCCACCCUAGCAUAAUCAUUCCGUGCAGUGAUCCCUUACCUUUAGUGAAUUUUCUGUGGCCUCAAAAUGAGCCUUCGCCUUCCGCAGACACUCUCAACCAUCUCCAGGUACUUCCGGAAAGCACCUGUGCGGUGUUCUACAUUCCCAAGGCGGCUUGAUGCCACAUCAAAGAGCCUGUCGACAGGAUUGCCGAAGUUGGACAAGGAAGAAGUUGAUGUGACGUUCGUCAAGGCAAAUGGGGAACGAAUAAAGGCAAAGGCUAAAGUUGGUGAUACUCUCCUGGACACUGUGGUGAACAACAGCAUUGAUUUGGAGGGUUUUGGGGCGUGCGAAGGCACUCUCACUUGUUCCACGUGCCACCUUAUCUUCAAACAGAAGGACUUCGAUCAACUACCCGAAAAACCGAGUGACGAAGAACUCGAUAUGCUGGAUUUAGCAUAUGACCUGACGGACACCUCUCGUCUGGGAUGCCAAAUCACUCUUACAAAGUCCAUGAAUGGUCUCGAGGUACAAGUUCCAGCCACAAUUAACGAUGCCAGGAGCUAGUCCAGCUCCCAAUGCCGCUCACUAAUUACCUGGGGGAGAUGAAAAGAACAAAAUUUACUAAGGCUUACCUCUCGGCAAGCACCAAAUUGUGCAUGAAUGCACUUCCUGUCUGCAAAGGAUAACCACAGCCAAAAUCCCCAAGAAAAAAUGGGCCAGGAUUAUCAAGGGAGAAAGAUAACUAUUUAAUAGAAAAACCUUCAGUUUUUUUUUGUUUGUUAAUCAAUUUUAUUUGAGUUAUUCUUUAUGUGGAAAUAGAAAAUUUUUUAUUACAAAAAAUAUUGUAUUUUUCACCGUUGCAAAGGAUUCUGCUUUGUUGGAAGUUCUCCUGAAAAAUAUCUUACCUGGUGAUUACCAGUGAAUACUUUCCUAAAAGUCAUUGCAUUUGUUGUCUAAUUCUGUUAUCAAUUUUGAGAGGGUCGCUGAUAAACUCAGAAAUUUUUCAUCUCUUUGUUUUCUGCACAUUGUUUCCGUGUUACUUGAGUUAAGCAUUUAUUUUGAUAUUUAAUGAAAAAUUCUAUGCUAUAAAAUAUUUUAGACCAACGCGUUCUCUGAUUGGCUGGAGCUUGAAAGCUUUCAAAGCUCCAGCCAAUCAGGAAACGCAAAAAGCACUGAAAUAUUUAGUGGAAUUAAAUAUUUGAUCUCGUGAUGAAUAAUGCUUUGUUUCCAUUAUUCCUUAAGAUUAAAUUAUAAAUAAAUAAAAAAAUGCAGUUUAGAAACCAGACAUCAAAGUGAGUGACUUGUAAAAUUAGCUGAUUGAUCAAGAGGAUUUCGUGUUAUCAGAACUUGACCUUCCGAUUUCAUUAUCACCUUCUGCAAAUCAUUCAAAUGAGACAACAAAAAAAUUUUUAAAUUGUCUUAGGAUGUUGUGUAAACAGUCGUAUAAUUUUACUAUGAAAUGCAGAGGAAUUUAUCACAUAUUCAACAUAAAUUGUGAGCUACAAAGUACGCACUAUCUACAUCUACCAUCCAGUUAUUUCUUUAAUUCAAACUUGAGCUAAUUUUGAAGAAUUGAAACGUAUAAAAUGAACUAUAAGUACAAAUUAUCUCACAACCUGAAAUUUACACUAUUAUUUUUUCCUAAACACUGCAAUGAGAAAGCUCAUCGCAGCAAAAAGAGUUUAAGUACCGUGUGACGUAAGAAACUAUACCUACAAAAAAUGUUCAAGUGAAUACAUACAAACAAUAAAUUACGCAAUAUAUUUCUCUCUCAUUGUGAUGAAUGAAAUUUCUGGUCAAUUGGAAAAUUGCCAUAAAGACAGUAACAAAAAAAAACCUCCAAAAACAAUCGCGAAGCACGUGUAACAAAAGUCUCCAAAAAUUCGACCAAUAUUACUCGAUAUUAUACUGGAUAAAAGACCUCAAUUUUAAAGAAUAUUAAGGUGAUUUCGGAGAAAGUUUUGCAAAUCGUGACAUGAAGAUUUGAUAUUCUCAACAAGCUAACAUGAUGGUAUAUUUCUUUAGAGUAUAUUUGUUAUUUAAGAAAAACACAUCAUAUCAAUUAUUAUUCAAUUUACACAACAACUAGCUUGUUCUUUUUUUAUUAACAUACAUUGAGUAAAAGUAAAAAUAUAAGAGGAUGCGGCAAAUUCAUAAAUCAAUUUCGGAUUGUUUUUUUUUUUUCAAAUUGUUGUAUUGCAAGGGAAAAUAAAAGUAUAACUUCUGAGGUAUAGUUGGGUGCAGGCCUAAUAAAAAAAAAAUCACUUAUAUCAUUUAUCACUCAAUAGAGCCUAUAAAGAGAGCAAUAUAAUAGUCCAUUGACUUUUUGGUAGGGGACGGUGGAGCAAUUUCGUGUAUAAAUUACUGAUCCGUUAACCCUUUAACGACGAGACAGUUUUCGCCGUUUUCGCGGACCGAAAAUCAGCAAUAAAAAUGAAACCAAUGAACAAAAUCAGUAAAAGGUCUUACAUCUAGCCUUAGAAAAUCCAACAGAGCCUGAUUCGGUGUAUUUUACAAUACCAAUGAAUGAUAAUUUUCACUUUAAUGAAAAAUAUUAUGUUUGAGUAGGGUAAAAUGAGGUAAUUUGGGACCAUUUACAAUUUGGGACAUUUAAGAUUUUCUCACUGUUUUAGAGAUUUAAAAGGAAUAGAAGCUGUUCCUUUUCUUCUUAAUCGUCUUUUUCUUCUAUUUCGCGGUCUUUGUUUUCUCUUUGUUCAUCUGAAACAAUGAGAAAAUCUCAAAUGUCCCAAAUUGUAAAUGGUUCCAAAUUACCUCAUUUUACCCUAUUGUAGUUUCUUUUCCCAAAACGGUUUUGCAUUAAAAAAAAAUUGUAAGUAUAAAAAAUAAUUAAAAUUAAUUUUCAUUAUGACUAUUUAAAAAUCGUCAUUUUUAAGCAUAAACAUUUACUAUUUAGCAAAUAGCUAGAGACUUGCAAAAAAUAUCGUAGAUUCAUUCAACCUUCUACUUUGCAAUUGCGUACAAACAUAAGAAAAAAAUAACUCUAGGUAGUUAGGAAAAAUUAUUUUCUUUAUGGGACACCGGUGUUCCAAUCGUCCUUAAACGGUUAAAACAGUUUUGUAAAAAAUAAUAAACGAAUCGAAAUCUUAAUAGGACAUAUUUGAAGUUUAAACUUUUAUGUUUUUUUAUGAGUAAGGGAUAAGUGGGUUGUCUUUGAAUUGGGACACCUUUGAAAUAGGUUUUUUUCUCCUUAUAAAUCCGAGCCAUUUUAUAGUGUAAUUUACUUUCACAAUUAGUUUAUAGACCUAAAUUAUGGCAAGGUUAGGUCCAGUCUAAGUUCCUGUUUCAUUUCAAAAUAGGAGAAAAAAACCCUAUUUCAAAGAUGCCCUAAUCCAGGCCUGUGUUAAAAUAAAAGCCGAGGUGAAUUUGGUGGUGCCAGUUGGGAUUCUUCGAAAUGCCGCGAAAAUUCACGUAGAGAAAAUGAGAGGU